This is a messenger RNA of Thalassophryne amazonica, 3957 nucleotides long. It is a transcript of the gene rab12, whose product is annotated as RAB12, member RAS oncogene family. The transcript has 6 exons. Gene Ontology annotation, molecular function: GTPase activity; GTP binding. Gene Ontology annotation, biological process: Golgi vesicle fusion to target membrane; cellular response to insulin stimulus; protein localization to plasma membrane. Lineage: Eukaryota; Metazoa; Chordata; Actinopteri; Batrachoidiformes; Batrachoididae. The coding region runs from base 184 to 912 and encodes 242 amino acids. Gene Ontology annotation, cellular component: synaptic vesicle; trans-Golgi network transport vesicle; endosome. The record is from RefSeq and is a predicted model, not a curated record.
AGCGAGAGAGAAGAGGAAGAAUGUGAUGGCUUCAGUCUAAUGGCUGAACCACAACUGUCGGCGUGUGAGAAACUUUCCUGAACUUCUUCAGAGAUAAAGAAAGAAAGCUGGAAAUCACUCGCCUUUUUGUUCGUGUAACAGUUAAAGUGUGUUCAUCUUUUAAUUACAAAUGUGGAGUUGCUGAUGGAUCCGAGGUAUGACAUUCCGCGGAGGGCCGGUGGCGGCGGCGGGGACUCCGCAAACUCAUCCCCCGCAGUGGGGGCGCAGUCGCGCCGCAGGAAGGUACCUCCCAGACCCGCUGAUUUUAAACUUCAAAUUAUCAUCAUUGGCUCCCGUGGUGUCGGUAAAACAAGCCUCAUGGAAAGAUUUACCGACGACACGUUCUCCGAAGCGUGCAAGUCCACAGUAGGAGUUGACUUCAAAAUUAAGACUGUUGAGAUGAGAGGGAAGAAGAUAAGGCUGCAGAUAUGGGACACUGCUGGCCAGGAGAGAUUCAACAGUAUCACAUCAGCCUACUAUAGAGGUGCUAAAGGAAUAGUGCUGGUGUAUGAUAUCACAAAGCAGGAGACCUUUGACGACCUUCCAAAGUGGAUGAAAAUGAUAGACAAGUACGCCUCAGAAGAAGCUGAGCUCCUCCUGGUCGGAAACAAGUUGGAUUGUGAGACUGAUCGCAUCAUUUCCAGACAGCAGGGAGAGAGAUUUGCCUCUCGAAUAAGCGGUAUGCGCUUUUGUGAAGCUAGCGCCAAGGACAAGGUCAAUGUGGAUGAGAUCUUCCUGAAGCUUGUAGAUGACAUUCUUGCCAAGAUGCCUCUGGAAAUUCCCAACAGCGAGCUUUCCAACAGCGUCCUGUCCCUGCAGCCUGAACCGGAAGUGCCUCCAGACCUGCCCCCUCCCCGCGUGCGCUGCUGUUGAGAUGCAGAGUGGGUCCGCCUCAUACAUGCAGUGCACCAGUCUGACCACACGGGAGCAGCACUCGGCAGCGGUUUGGUAGUUUGCUGUGUGAAAUGCACAGACUCAACAUUAUCUCAGCCCGUGUCCGCCCCGUUCAUAGCCGCACACGAUGACACUAACACGUAGGUCCGGCGACCUGCCCGCUUUCUGUUGCCUUUCUGUCUUCACAUGACCCAGACUACCUCAUUGUUCGGCCCCAGAGGGAAGCUGUGCCCCGCAGGUGCCUUGAAGGCAGAAAGCCCUCCAGUAGGAGUUGUGCGCUUCUUGUUUUGUAGAAGUGGGUUACUGAGGGCCAAACACACACCUUCACCUCCCAUUUUCUUUUAAAAUAUAGUGACCACACAUACUGUAGAGGUUCACAUUUUGCCUGAAGGUACAUUUUCCCUACGGGUUCUAGCUCUUCCCUCAUCUUAAUUUGAACUCUGGGUCAAUGUACAGUCGUUUUAUAUGAUUAAUAUGUAUUACAAAGUUGAAUUGGGUUGGACAAAAGCACAUUAUCAUCCCCCCCAUGAGCGUGCACACACACACACACGCACACACUUUAUUUCUGAAUGACUGGCAUAAAUAGGUCACAAAACCCAUGAGUGUGUUGCUGUGAUGACUGGAGAUGAACUGAAAAGAUGUUUUUUUUGUUUGUUUGUUUGUUUUUUGACAGCCAAUGAGAAGUGUUUGUGGGCUGAUGAUCAUAUUGGUUUAUUUUCUUUUGCCUUAAGAUAUUAGCACCUGGAAUCGCUUUUUCCUCCUUUCUUUUGUGGUGCUUUGCACUACAGCCCGUCUGAGUUAAACUGACCUGCUGCACUGUGUCAGCGAGGCAGCACAACAUGCACGCGACGAGUAAUGUAGCACUAACGAAGAUCAACGCUUCCAAUGUUGUGGCCUUUAUGAACAUUUCCAUGCCCACCCCAGUGGGACAGAAAUGCAGAUGGAGAGAUGGGUUGUGUCAUGUGAUGGAGUGGUGUUAAUGCAGAGGAGGGGAUUCACACUAAGAAGCUUGUGGACACGCACCAUUUAUGACUGUUUUGCUUUUGUUGCUCCUGUUUAAGUCGUGUAAAACGCUUAUCAACGUGUUGUUUUGUUCUUUUGUGAUGCAAAAAAAUCAAAUGAUUCUUACUGGAUUAAGUUUGAGUUGUGGCAGUUUUAUGUCCCAGUAAAUUGAAUAUUUUGGGUCUUUUGGUUGUUGGUCAGACAGAUUGAGGAGCUAACUGUAGCUCAUUUAGUAGAACGAGUUAUUUUUGGAAAGAUCGGUGUGAUCUAUCACCGAUUGCUGUUGAAUGUUGAAGUGGCUUUUGUUUUGGGGGGGGGGGGGCACUCAGCGUUAGUGCACGUUGUUCUUAUAUACAGGUGAGCCCCGUUAGCUCGCGCGAGUUGAGGUCCACAGCAUCGGACCAUGAGUUAUCUGAAAACUUAAAAUCAGCUUACCUUGUCAUAUUACAAUAGUUUCGACCAUUUGAAGCAUGAUUCCUUCCUGGAUGGCGAUUGUUUCUUCAUCUGGAGUGGGUUCGGAAUCUUUUUCCUUCCUCCUCCGGCUGCUGCAGGUCAGUGAUGAGGGCGGAUGAUUCUUUGUGGAAGAUUCGUGAUGAUUCGAAAUUUUAGGAUGCAACUCUUUAGCUCCUUUCUGCUGGUUCAGAUCGACCUGUAGCAGGCAAAGGAGGAAAAAAACAAACAUUCCGAACCCACUCCAGAUGAAGAAAUGAUCGUCCAGAAUCGUCCGCACUGACAACCCCUCCCAAAAACGGGCAAAUCAAAAUGGACUUUUAUAGGUGGUCUAAAUUUUCAGGAUCCACAACUUGACUGCGGGUAAAGCUGAAUCGCGACUUACUGGUGCGAGAGUUAAUGGGGCUCACCUGUAGAUGUGGGGAAAAGAUGUAGCGGAUGAAUGAAAGUCAGAGAGACCAAGUAGUUUAAAGAUUACUGGAGUCUGAGAAAGUACAGAGUGCUUUUGUUUUCCCCCUCUCAAUUUUCUGACAUUCAGAGACUGAUUUGAUUGAUUUAUUGAUUAAAAAAAAUAUCAUCCUCGGGUGUGAGUCAGUCCUUUGUAGAGGCAAAGUGCAGGAAGGUUUCAUUCAGAUUUGAAUGACUCAGGAAAUGUUUGCUUUUCUUGCUGGGCUUUUAAUGCAGAAUUCUUUUAGAUUUGGUUUCAUUUAAGCAAACAUGGAAGCACCUUCGUGCCCCCCUCUCCUCCUUUUUUUUUUUUUUUCUUAAAAGCCCUGCUUGAAGGUGAUGUUACAGAAUUUUCAACAAGGUUAGCAGUUGUAUGUUCAUGGUUUGUUGGGAGGGGGGGGUGCAUAUACAGGUAUAAGAGUUAUAUCCUAAAUGGUAUUGAUUAAAGGUGUGAGACAGUGCUGCUUCUACAUUUCUGUCACUAUGACAGAACCUAGCAGUAUUGAUGUACUCUUGGUGAAAUUCUGUUAUACCUGCAUUAAUGGUAAAUGUCCACCAGGUGGAGAUAUUGCUGUAUUUCAAGAACCUUGAGGACAGGCUGCUACAACAUAAACUUGUUGCUUAUAGUAGCUGAUGAAUAAUGUAAUGCAGUACUACUAUUGCUACUAACCCAGUGAUUAUCUGUAUCCAUGUUUUUACCCUUCUGUGGCUACGUUACAUGAGAUAUCACAGAAUCUUUGCCAUGUUGUGUGGACACAAGUUCUACAAAAUGUGUGUUUUCAAAUUGUAACCGCUUCUUUUUUUUUUUUCCCAAACCUCUUAUGAAGUACGACUGUAUUUUCGAAUAUGUUGCAGUGGAGUAUGAGUUGCAUCUGUCAAAACGUCUGUCAUAAAGAGGGGGAAAAAAAUUGUAUUUGAAAUGUGGUGCUACCGCUUCAUACAACAAGGGCUGCCAGCAAAAUCAUUAAUAUUCAUCUCAGUGGCAGUUACCUGGACAUGGAGAUGUCCAGGUAACUGCAACACUGUUGCUAAAGGAAAAAUUCUGUCAAAUUGAGGCUCUAUUUUUAGAAGAUUUUGGGAUUGUGUUUUGACUUGCAUUAUUUAUUUGUUUUUGUUUAUAGCGCA